AUGCCAGCUCUCAGCCUGGUUGCCCUGGUCAGCUUGGUGUCCACUGUUUUCACCAAAGAGUUGGACACGCAUCCACCUCAACAACAGCACAGGCACUGGGCCCCCAUCUGCAGCGGGAAUCCCACCAACAAGAUCCGGGGAUGCGAUAGAUACGGCUGCGGCCAGUACGGCGCCGACAGGCACAGUGGAAAAGGAAAACAUGUGGGUGUGGAUGUCAUCUGUGCUGACGGAGCGACCGUGUACGCUCCUUUCAGCGGCCAGCUCUCCGGACCCAUUCGAUUCUUUCAUAAUGGAAAUGCCAUUGAUGAUGGAGUCCAAAUCUCAGGAUCAGGUUACUGUGUGAAGCUGGUCUGUAUUCACCCCACCCGGUACCACGGCCAAAUCAGGAGAGGACAACCUCUCGGGAGGAUGCUGCCAAUGCAAAAAGUAUUUCCUGGCAUUAUCUCUCACAUCCACGUUGAGAACUGUGACCACUCGGAUCCUACUCAUCUACUUAAACCUGAUGUUCCACCGCUUCCACAACAAGAUAGCCGCUGGGCCACAAUAUGCUCCGGGAAUCCCACAAACGAGAUAAGAGGCUGCGACAAGUACGGCUGCGGAUACUACGGAGCUCCGAGACGCAACGGUAAAGGAAAGCACGUAGGCGUGGAUGUCAUCUGUUCUGAUGGAGCAACCGUGUACGCUCCCUUUUCUGGCCAGCUCUCUGGACCCAUUAAAUUCUUCCAUAACGGAAAUGCCAUUGAUGAUGGAGUCCUAAUCAGGGGAGAAGGCUUCUGUGUAAAACUACUCUGCAUCCAUCCCAUCCGAUACAACGGUAGAAUUUCUAAGGGACAAGUCCUUGGGAAAAUGUUGCCAAUGCAAAGAGUAUUUCCUGGGAUCACUUCUCACAUUCACGUCGAGAACUGCGAUCGCUCAGAUCCUACCAGCAACCUCGAAAGGGGAAAAGGGGAAAGAGCGUAA
Apaloderma vittatum (bar-tailed trogon) is the source of this 960-nucleotide messenger RNA. Its product is annotated as myeloid protein 1-like. The transcript has 7 exons. NCBI's taxonomy places the organism in Eukaryota, Metazoa, Chordata, Aves, Trogoniformes, Trogonidae. Bases 1 to 960 code for a protein of 319 amino acids. The record is from RefSeq and is a predicted model, not a curated record.